CAGUCUCUGCCUACCUUCCUUGGCAUCCUCACUACCACCUCUUCACCUGCGAACGACUUUCACGGAUCCGAGCUCGCCCGAACCUCCCUAGAACACAUCGGGAUAUUUCUUCUUAACUAUCGAACUCCCGUUUCCCCACGGGUCGACUUGGUCACUCUGUUUAUCUGUGUACUCAUGCUUACCAACUUGCCGAACCGAAGGAUUUCUCUCUCUUGAGCAUGAGAAGGACCGCCAACUCAUCCACAAUUCAACAUCUAAGAUUGAGCUACCAGCAUGCACACUGGAUACAUAUGCUCCAGCAAAAGUUUUCGGACAGAAAACUAAAGCACCUUGGACCACAUAUUCCGAGCACAGGGGAGAAUCAGUUUUAGGUCUCCACAUAAUGGAGCGAGAAUGAACAGAGAGCGGCUGAAAGAAAAGCAUGAACUGGAGGUUUAUUGAGGUCAUCUGCUUCCUGUUUAUAUGGGACCAUAUAACAGUUCAGUCUUCCCGCCAGGACCUGUCCGCCGCCGAUCAACAUGUCACUAAGCAGUUUGAUUGGCUCAUCUCCGACCGCGGACCUUUCCACCACUCUCGGAGUUACCUCUCCUUUGUGGAAAGAUUCCGCCAAGGAUUUACAACCAGAUAUAAAAUUUAUAGGGAGUUUGCGCGUUGGAAGGUGAGGAACACAGCCAUUGAGAGGAGGGACCUGAUCCGGAACCCUGUGCCGCUCAUGCCAGACUUCCAGCGCAGUGUCCGGUUGCUAGGGCGACGACCCUCCACUCAACAGUUCAUCGACACCAUCAUCAAGAAGUAUGGAACCCACAUCCUGAUAUCCGCCACCUUGGGAGGUGAGGAGGCAUUGACCAUGUACAUGGCCAAGAACAAGCUGGACAGAAAGUUGGUCAACGCCACUCAGAACGUGGAGGCCCUGCACCAGCUGGCCUCCUCCUACUUCAUUGACCGAGAUGGCACCAUGAGGAAACUCCAUGAGAUCCAGAUCUCUACCAAUGCCAUCAAGGUGACAGAGACUCGUACUGGCCCACUGGGAUGCAGCAGCUAUGAUAAUCUGGACUCGGUGAGCUCUGUCCUCCUGCAGAGCCCGGAGAGCAAGCUCCAUCUUCAAGGUCUCCAGGUCAUCUUUCCAGAGUACCUCCAGGAGAAGUUUGUUCAGUCGGCUCUGAGCUACAUCAUGUGUAAUGGGGAGGGGGAGUACAUCUGCCGGAACAGCCAGUGUAUCUGCAUGUGUGCUGACGAGUACCCACAAUGCAACUGUCCUAUCACCGACAUCCAGAUCAUGGAGAACACCCUGCUUGGGCAGGCGGAGUCCUGGGCCACCUCUUACAAGGACUUUGAGAACUCAGAUGAGUUUAAGUCAUUCCUGAAGAGGCUGCCCUCCACCCACUUCCUGCCGGUCAGCAGUGUCCACCUUCUGUGGGGCAGUGACUGGGACCUGCAGGCCCGCUACCGCCUGCUCCAGAGCUCCCUGGAGACCCAGAGGCUCAAGAUCCAGCGCACCGCCCGCAAGCUCUUUGGCCUCAGCAUCCGCUGCCACCACAACCCCAACCACCAGAUGCCUAGGGAGAGGUCUGUGAUGCAGUGGCUGAACAGGGUCCAGUCCUUCCUCUACUGCAAUGAGAACAGUUUCUGGGGGACCUUCCUGGAGAGCCAGAGGAUGUGCGUGUGCCACACGGGUAUCACCCUAUGCCAGCGACCCAUCCCAUGUAUCAUUGGGGGCAACAACAGCUGUGCCAUGUGCAGCCUGGCCAACAUCUCCCAGUGCGGCUCCUGCAACAAGGGGUACAAGCUGUACCGAGGCCGCUGUGAGCCCCAGAACGUGGACUCAGAACGCAGCGAGCAGUUCAUCAGCUUCGAGACCGACCUGGAUUUCCAAGACCUGGAGCUCAAGUACUUGCUCCAGAAGAUGGACUCGCGCCUCUACAUCCACACCACCUUCAUAAGCAACGAGAUCCGCCUGGAGACCUUCUUUGACCCACGGUGGCGCAAGCGCAUGUCCCUGACACUGAAGAGCAACAAGAACCGGAUGGACUACCUCCACAUGAUCAUUGGGCUCUCCAUGAAGAUCUGCCAGAUGCGCAACAGCAGCAUCGACCCCAUGUUCUUUGUUUACGUGAACCCGUUCAGCGGCAGCCACUCAGAGGGCUGGAGCAUGCCCUUCGGCGAGCACGGCUACCCGCGCUGGGAGAAGACGAGGCUGGGGAACUCCCAGUGCUUCAAUUGGACCCUGCUGCUGGGCAACCGGUGGAAGACCUUCUUUGAGACGGUGCACAUCUACCUACGAAGCCGCGCCAAGGUGCCCACUGGGUUACGAAAUGACACGGGCCAGGGUCCCGUGGACCUGUCCGACCCCAACAAGCGCCAGAUCUACAUCAAGAUCUCCGACAUCCAGGUGUUUGGUUACAGCCUGCGCUUCAACGCUGACCUGCUCCGCAGCGCCGUGCAGCAGGUGAACCAGUCGUACACCCAGGGGACCCAGUUUUACUCCUCCUCCUCCGUCAUGCUCUUGUUGCUGGACAUUAGGGAGCGGAUUAAUCGCCUGGCCCCUCCAGUGGCACCCGGGAAACCCCAGCUGGACCUGUUUUCCUGUAUGCUGAAACACAGGCUCAAGCUGAACAACAGCGAGAUGAUCCGGGUCAACCACGCCUUGGACAUGUACAACACAGAGAUACUGAAACAAUCAGAUCACCUAACUACCAAACUCUGCUGAGAUACAGUAAACAAUCAAACAAAAAAAGAGCAAACAGACACUACAAAUAUAACUGUUUUGGGAUAUUCCUUUACAUUUUUUUCCUUUUUGGACCUUUUUGUUCUGCCUUUUGAUGUAUUAUUAAAACUUUGUAAUUGUAAUUGUUAAAAUGAAACUCAAAAAGGCAGUGAUGAAGCCUUUUAGUUGGAUAAAGAAGAAGAUUAAUGAAAACCACUUUUAAAAGACUGUACCAUAUUUUGUCCCAGCAUGUCUGUCAUUUCCUGAAAGAGCAUAAAGAGAAAAAAUAAGCAAAACAAUUAAAUCCAUCUCCUGGUGACAAAGAGGCCUUUAUUUUAGUCUGAGGGAACAAAGGUUAUAUCUGAAACUGCCAUUAUUUACUGAGUAAAACAUUUUUAAAGAUAUAAUGAAGUUGCAUAAGGGCAGACCAGAUAUCAUCCUUUUAUUUCAGUUAAUAUGCUUUAUCAACAAGCAAAAUAUUACAAACAUGUAAAAUUACAGUUUAAUACAGUAUGAAGGCAUUCAUACAUUUUAUGGGUAAAUAGCCCAAGCAAAUACUCUAAGCAUUAGCUAUAUAGUCUCUUUAUAACAUGAAAUACUCAUGACAAGUCUGCAUCCCUCUCUUUGUGAAGUAAGGUUUAAGGCACUUUGUUGCUGUACUUAAAGCAUAGGCACACGACCGGGGCAGCGGAUAGUCAUUUCAUGUCAAAUAACAGAAACCAGCUGUUUAUAUAUGUGUAUACCUUUAUUUAGCUUGAUGCUUAUUGCUGUUCGUUAAUUGAAUGUGUCAUUUGAGAGUGAGUGAAUCCAGUCUAAGCUGAAACUUAACUUUGGGCGCUACCUCCCGUGCUUGAAAUUCUACAGGCAUUUCUCAUGAGGAGGUUUCUUCUGGUGCCUGAGUGCAAUAUCGUGGUCUGAAGAUGAACAAUCAAUGCUAUUUCGUACAGCUUUGCAAAACGUACACCUUGUGACUGCUGAUGUGUCAAGCUUUUCGGCACCAAGAGCAAAUUUGAGCAUCGAUCAUUCGCGUACAUCUGCAACAGACACCAUGAAAGCCAUACAUUUCCCUGAGGUACACAUAAGACAUGGAAAGCCCCGUGAUCCAUUUUUCUAAAACAUGAAAGAUGUCCCAUUCAUGUAUUUUAUGUUGUCGUUGUUGUUUCCCCCAAAUCCAUUUCAAUUGGAGGAUAACACAGUGGACAGAGAGAGUGUAUUCUCUGGGAUUAUGGGAUGACAUUGUAAAGCCAUUGGCUUUCUAUUUCUACUAACUAGAGUGAACCCACAUGGGAAACAGUUAUAUAAAAGCUUCAAAUACUUCUGUUCAUUUUAAUCUGUAAAUCUACUUUCUAUUUUAUGUACUUUUUUUUAUGCCACGUUGGAUCUUAACUUUGAAUGACCAUGCAAAUCAGAUUGAACCCUCUGACACAAGGUUGUUUAAUCUUUCUAGUCAUACUUUAUUGAAAGCACUGACAUGACGUUCGUUUAUAGCUAUAUAUAGCUACAUAAAUAAAACAUAGUAUCAAACAUCA
Oncorhynchus nerka (sockeye salmon) is the source of this 4233-nucleotide messenger RNA. RefSeq names its product bone morphogenetic protein/retinoic acid inducible neural-specific 1 (gene brinp1). NCBI's taxonomy places the organism in Eukaryota, Metazoa, Chordata, Actinopteri, Salmoniformes, Salmonidae. The transcript is spliced from 8 exons. The record is from RefSeq and is a predicted model, not a curated record. Bases 422 to 2707 code for a protein of 761 amino acids. Gene Ontology annotation, cellular component: cytoplasm; neuronal cell body; dendrite. Gene Ontology annotation, biological process: positive regulation of neuron differentiation; negative regulation of mitotic cell cycle; cellular response to retinoic acid.